ACGAAUAUAUAUAUACAUGUAUAUAAUUUCGUCUCAGCGCCUCCCGGAAAUAGAAAAUAACGACAGCCAUUAGCCUAUAUAGAUUAUUACUUCCUGUAUAAACAAACCUUACAAAGCAUGGAUACUGUAAACAAUGACAAUGGUGGUGCUACGGUGCUUGAGAAUAAUGGAAAAACCGAUAAUAUAGAUAACACAGAGCAAACAGAUUCCACUGUUUCAGUGCAGUCUGGAAGUGUAGAGAAAGAUUUAACAGGAACUGUAGCCAAACAUUAUAAUGAAUUACAAGAAGCUGGUAAAGAAUCUCGGACAUUCAGUAGAAUAUAUCAUUUACGUAACUUCAAUAAUUGGGUAAAGAGUGUCUUGAUAGGUGAUACAUUAGAUAAGUUACGAGGUAAUGAUAGACAUAAACACCUGACAGUAUUAGAUCUAUGUUCAGGUAAAGGUGGAGAUUUAUUGAAAUGGAGAAAAGGUGGCAUAAAUAAAUUAGUUUGUGCAGAUAUUGCGGCUACAUCUGUAGAACAAUCAGAGGGUAGGUAUAAUGAAAUGGCUGAGAAGUCCAGAUAUGAUAGACAUUCUCCAAAAAUAUUUGAAGCAGAAUUCAUAGCAGCAGAUUGUACAAAGGAGAUUUUAAAAGAACGUUUCAAAGAUCCAUCAAUGCUGUUUGAUCUCACUUGUUGUCAGUUUUCCUUCCAUUAUUCAUUUGAAAGUCAACCUCAAGCUGAAAUGAUGUUACGUAAUGCUUGUGAAUGUUUAAAACCAGGUGGAUAUUUUAUUGGAACAACACCAAAUUGUAAUGAACUAGUCAAAAGAUUACGAAAUAGUGCUGAUAAUAGUUUUGGUAAUGAUGUCUAUAAAAUAACAUUCCCGAACACAGAUAAGAGUACCUUCCCUUUAUUCGGUGCCAAAUAUGAUUUUCAUUUGGAGGGUGUUGUAGACUGUCCAGAAUUCUUAGUUUAUUUUCCUUUAUUAGAAAAAUUAGCAGAAAAGUAUGGGAUGAAAUUAAUAAAGAAGGUUCCAUUUGAUGAAUUUUACACAGAGAAAAUUGAAAGAGGUGAUGCCAGAAAUUUAAUUGGCCGAAUGAGUGCUUUAGAGCCCUAUCCCAAUGAAGAAGGUACUGAUCUAGUAGGUACAGCAGAAGAUGAUUAUAUACAUGCCAAAGAGUUUCUAUCUUCUUUAGAAUCACAAGAUAACAGUAGUCAUCAUCAUCAUGGUAAUAGGAAACCAUUAAAAAUUGGAACUUUAUCUAAAGCUGAAUGGGAAGCUACAACUGUGUACUUAGUCUUCAUUUUCCAGAAAGAUGGUGGAGAAAAAGACAUGUCAGAAACUGGCGAAAGCUCAAGCCGUAAACAUGCCGCAUCUGACAGAUCACAGGAACCUGCAGAAAAAUCAUGCAAAACAUCGCCAUGAUAAGAAUCUUUGAUAUUGUAUGUUACUGUGAAAUAUUCAUAUCAGUACAGAUGCAUUUCGUAAAUUUUAAUGUGUGUGUAUGAAGAUCAGCUAGUUCGGGAAAGAUAAAUUUAUUUCAAAAUUUUCAAUUCUGAAGUAAAAUGAUUUGUAUAUGGGAGCUCUGAAACAUACAAUACAUUAAAAGAGCAUAUCGUACUAAUAUACAUGAAAUAUUUAUGUAUUAUAUGUAGAACGUCAUUGAUAAUAUUCCAUUUAUUGCAUAUUGCCUUAUCAUGAUCAUUAUUAUGUUAAAAAUAGCAGUAAUCAUUAAAACCAAUAAUCAUUUUUUUUAAUUUUCUCAUAAAAGAUAUGGUACUCUUAGGAGAUGGUCAGAUGUUUUGUGUUUCUUAAGCAUGGUAAUCCAAUAAUCUCAUGACCUUGAUAUCUCCCAGGUUAACUUUUCAUAUUGAUAUUUAAUGUCACCUGUCUUUAUAUAUAACUACAUGUAACAUGAUCUUAUUGUUGUUUAACAGGAGAGAAAUGUUUCAUGUCGGUAUAUCGCAUUGUCUUCUUGUAUAUUAUCCUCCAAUUAAACGCUUUCCUCAUCGGUUAUGGAAAGAACACAUUAGUUAAAUUCAAUUCAUUGCUUUAAUUUGUCCUAAGUCGAAGAGGUUUAGCUCACCAAACCCUUGCCUUGUUAUUGUGUAUCUUCCUAUGUAUGUCAAGUUUUAAACUAAAGUUUUCCAUUUAAACAAAUAUUGAAUUACAGAUGUUCGACUUGAGGGCAGAGCUCCCAUAAUCAAGUAGAUAUUUAAAGUAGAUGUACCUUAUUAAUAAUUGAAGACAAUGAGGUCCUAUCUAUUCAUCCAUCCAAUUUCUAGAAAUAAAAAUUACAUGAAAUUCUGAAAAA
Molecule: messenger RNA, 2296 nt
Organism: Patella vulgata (common limpet)
Lineage: Eukaryota; Metazoa; Mollusca; Gastropoda; Patellidae
Product: mRNA cap guanine-N7 methyltransferase
Exons: 11
Coding region: 118-1407 (429 amino acids)
Biological process (GO): 7-methylguanosine mRNA capping
Cellular component (GO): nucleus
Molecular function (GO): mRNA 5'-cap (guanine-N7-)-methyltransferase activity
Source: RefSeq, a predicted model, not a curated record